UUGGCGUCUCUUUGCCGCUAAGCCUCUCUCUGCCUCACAGGCUCACUUACCUUCAAAGACUCAGCUUUUUCCGACUCGAGACCAGUCUGCAAACAUCAGUCAAGAUGUCCGGCACAGAGAGCAGUACAGAUGGCCUAGGCGACUUAGUGAACAGAAGCCUGUCCGGCAGCCUAGAGGAGAGGUCUGGAGCAGAGGCCGGGACAGAGAGGUCCUCAGACGCUGAAAUGGAGGCCUCAGAAUCGAGCUUGAGAUCGCCCAGAGAUGCUGAUGGUGCCGGAGAUGGAAGUGACACCAACCACACCAGCACAGAAAAUACAAGUGAAGACACCGACUCUGAAAGCAUGGAGGACGUUGACAGUUUACUCAUGGAUCUUGAAAACCGAUUGCAUCGCCGCUUAGAAGAAGAGGAGGAAGAGGAGGAGGAAGAAGAGGAGGAGGAUGAAGAAGAAGGUGAACACCUGCCCCAGGUAUGUGUGCAGUGCAGUGGGGCCAACCGUGCACAGUAUUUAUCAGAGCAAAAUCAGGCCCUGGAGGCGUGGGUGUCCUCCGAGACAUCAGCCCUGCCCCGACCUCGCUGGCAUGUCCUUACUGCCCUUCGGGAGCGGCAGCUGGGUUCAAGUGCCCGCUUUGUAUAUGAGGCCUGUGGGGCAAGAAUCUUUGUGCAGCGUUUCCACCUGCAGUACGAGCUUGCGGGCCAUAUUGGCUGUGUCAAUACCGUGCACUUUAACCAGCGUGGCACCUGGCUGGCCAGUGCCAGUGAUGACCUGAGGGUGAUGGUGUGGGAUUGGGCGCGAGGGCAGCCGCUACUGAACUUUUCGAGUGGCCACAAAAGUAACGUCUUUCAGGCCAAGUUCCUCCCCAAUUGUGGUGAUGCCACCCUGGCCAUGUGUUCCCGUGAUGGGCAAGUACGUAUAGCAGAGCUGUCUGAUGCACCAUACUGCAAGAAUACCAAGCGUGUGGCCCAGCAUAGGGGAGCCUCCCACAAGUUGGCCCUAGAGCCAGACUCCCCCUUUAAGUUCUUAACUUCAGGCGAAGAUGCAGUUGUCUUUGCCAUUGACCUCAGACAAGGCCGGCCGGCUUCAAAAGUGGUGGUAACAAAAGAGAGGGAGAGGAAAGUGGGGCUGUAUACAAUCUAUGUGAAUCCUGCCAACAUUCACCAGUUUGCAGUGGGUGGACGAGAUCAGUUUGUAAGAAUUUAUGACCAGAGAAAAAUUAACCAAGAUGAGAAUAAUGGCGUGCUCAAGAAAUUUUGUCCUUAUCACUUGAUAAACAGUGACACCAGGACAAACAUUACCUGCCUUGUGUAUAGCCACGAUGGCACAGAGCUCCUUGUUAGUUACAAUGAUGAAGAUAUAUAUCUCUUCAACUCCUCUCAUAAUGAUGGAGCCCAGUAUGUUAAGAGAUAUAAGGGGCACAGAAAUAGUGCCACAGUGAAAGGUGUCAACUUCUAUGGUCCCAAAAGUGAGUUUGUAAUGAGUGGUAGUGAUUGUGGGCACAUCUUCUUCUGGGAGAAGUCAUCCUGCCAGAUCAUUCAGUUCAUGGAAGGGGACGUGGCAGGUUCAGUAAACUGCCUUGAGCCCCACCCUUACCUACCUGUGAUGGCAAGCUGUGGCCUAGACCAUGAUGUCAAGAUCUGGGCACCCACAGCUGAAGCACCCACUGAGCUUACCGGUUUAAAGAACGUGAUGAAGCAGAACAAGCUGGAACGAGAUGAAGAUAGCUCGCACCACACUGACCUGUUCGACAGCCGCAUGCUCUGGUUCCUCAUGCGUCACAUGUCAGAGAGAAGUUAUCGCCGGCCCUGGGGACCUGCUGGAGCUGGAGCUGGAGCUGGAGCUGGAGCUGGAGCCAGAGCUGCAGACCUGGAUGACUCAGAUACAUCCGAUGAAGAGGGGAGCCGAGACCGUGUGCAGUGCCUGCCAUCCUGA
Messenger RNA from Loxodonta africana (African savanna elephant), 1928 nucleotides. RefSeq names its product DDB1- and CUL4-associated factor 8-like. Gene Ontology annotation, molecular function: protein binding. The coding region runs from base 105 to 1928 and encodes 607 amino acids. The record is from RefSeq and is a predicted model, not a curated record. Gene Ontology annotation, cellular component: Cul4-RING E3 ubiquitin ligase complex; cytoplasm. Lineage: Eukaryota; Metazoa; Chordata; Mammalia; Proboscidea; Elephantidae. The transcript has a single exon.